Messenger RNA from Coccinella septempunctata (seven-spotted ladybird), 2344 nucleotides. RefSeq names its product protein FAM114A2. The record is from RefSeq and is a predicted model, not a curated record. NCBI's taxonomy places the organism in Eukaryota, Metazoa, Arthropoda, Insecta, Coleoptera, Coccinellidae. Bases 169 to 2010 code for a protein of 613 amino acids. The transcript has 6 exons.
CAGCUGUUGAUCUGACAGUUGCCUACGUUUUGGAUUUUGGAAAACCAGCAGGAAUAGUUUUUUAUUCAUAUUGCAUCUGUUAAUUUAUGGAUUCAGUUACGUUCUCAGAAUGCAAGUGUAAGAGAAUUCAAAUAUUGUGAAUGAGAGUCCUACCAUUUAGAUAAAAUAAUGGAUACUUCAGAUAGCGAAUACUUUGAAAGUGCUGAUGAGGAUAUGCAAUCGGAUGGGGAAGAAAGAAAUAUUUUAAAAUCAGAAGAUGUACACGGGAACUAUGAAAUUGACGACAGAAAUCCUAUGUUGACGAACAGUUGCAUGGAAAGGACACAAAAUGAAGAGGGAAAAAUUGACCAAAGUCAAGACAUAAAUUAUUCAAAGAAUUCGAAUGAACCUAGUUUAAUUUCAAAAUUUAAUAAUAUACAAUUAAAGUGUGAAGAUCCCUCUAGUCAUGCAGAAAAAAAUGCAGAGAUUGAAGAUUCAUGUAAAGAAUCAAAAGAUUCAAAUUUAGCUGUAGAUGAGAAAAUUGAUAACACAGAUACAACAUUAAAGAAAAGUCAAAGUAACAUAACAUCUGAGUUGGGUUGUGAAACUACCAAGAAACUCGAAAAGUGUGAGGUACCUCCAAAAAAAGUUACUGAAAAUAUUGAAGAGGUCGAGCCAGUUCUUGAAAAAAAAAAUUUGCCUGAUCAUGGGGAUGCACAGAUAAAUGAAGAGGAAAAUUUGUGGGAGGAUGAUGAGUUAGAUUGGGGAGCGGAAGCAAUAAUUGAAAACAAAACAUCUGUGGAACAAGUUUCUUCUAGUAAUUAUGAAAACAAAAAAAUAUGUGAUGAGAAGCAGAAUAUUGAAUCAGAUAGUUGGUCUAGUUGGAGUAAUUGGGGAGUAUCUGUCCUUUCAACUGCUACACAGAGUGUGUCUUCUAUAACUUCUCAAAUAACUAACGUAAUCGAAACUGGAUUAGGUGCAGUUGACCCAGAAGAGUUGGCUAGGAUUGAGCAGGCAGAGAUGAAAAAGUCAAAACAGAAAUCCUUUGUGCAGGAAGGGGAAAAACUGGAAAAUACAGACUCCAUUGAAGGAUCUUAUGGAAGCUUUGGCUUGGGAAAUCUGGUGAAAAUGGUGGAAAACACAGGAACAAAGGUAAUAAGUGGUGGAUUAGAUACUCUUGAAACAAUUGGUAAAAAAACUAUGGAAGUCCUCCAAGAAGGAGACCCAGGUUUGAAGAAAAAAAGAGCUUUUCUCAAUAUAGAUCAAGAAAAACCAGUACUCUCCCAAAUUCUUAGAGAAGCAAAAGAGAGGGCUGAAAAUGAAUCAAGAACUCUGGAAGAACAUUCAAUGAAAAAGUGCAAGAAUUAUGAAACUCUUUUUGAUGACCAUCAUGGUUUGGUGCAUUUGGAAGCAUUAGAAUUGCUAUCGAAACAAUGUGAAAUAAAGUUGAAAAACAUUCAGAGUUCUAUGACUGGAGAUGAGUUCACUGAUUUUUGUGAAACGAUGGACCAAAUCAAAGAGCUUUGUGAAUUACCAGACGAGGAAGAUGAAGAACAGAUGAGUCUCGAUGAAAUAAAGAAACGCUUGGAAAAAGCAGUAUCUGAAAUGAAUAUUCAGAUAACCUAUGAAAAGUUGGUGGCAAACUGGGAGGAAAUGGAAGUUUGGCUCACUACUCUCGACUUGGAUAUUUGCGAUGAAAAGGAGGUCCACCAGCAGGCUAUUGAAACAUUAGCCGAGAUGACUUCUAGAGCAAUGGAGCAGUUUCACAAAACAGGAGAGCUUUUAUUGAUAAAAGAACGUCGAAGUACAGCAGAUGAAGCAGAUAGUUUGGUUCAGAUAACAGCAACCCUUAUUUCUCUCAUAGGAAUAGUGGCAGCCAAAUUUUCUGAAAAACUAAACAGUAAAGUCGCAAAUGAUAGGACAGUUAGUGGAUUGAUAACCAAUGUAUUUUUCGAGGCUGCCAAUAGUAGCUCUUAUAUUCAAGAUGCUCUUCAACUUCUUAUACCAGUUUUGCAGGUGGGAGCUAUUUGAAUUAUGUCCUAUUGUAUUCAUUUUAUCAAGCCAAUUGGUAUGUAGUUGAAUGAUCCAAGAAAUUUCGUUGAGAAUGUAAUGUUACAUGUGUAAAAUAUUUUAAGUUAAGUUUAAGAUAGGUAAAAUAAAAAAAGUAUUUUAUGAUGUAGAUUCAGUGUAUUUUUGGCUCAAUAAGAAAAUAGCAGAUAUUAUCAUAAAGUACUGUUUGAAAUCAUCUUGCAUUCAUUUGAUUCCCUGUAUACAAUUAUCUAAAAUAUUUCCAGAGUGAUUUGUUAAAAAAAUUUUGUACAUUUCUUAAAAAAAAAAUAAAAUAGCCUAACUACUGCAAAAACUA